Molecule: messenger RNA, 1365 nt
Organism: Amaranthus tricolor (Joseph's coat)
Lineage: Eukaryota; Viridiplantae; Streptophyta; Magnoliopsida; Caryophyllales; Amaranthaceae
Product: floral homeotic protein AGAMOUS-like
Exons: 10
Coding region: 381-1130 (249 amino acids)
Biological process (GO): positive regulation of transcription by RNA polymerase II
Cellular component (GO): nucleus
Molecular function (GO): protein dimerization activity; RNA polymerase II cis-regulatory region sequence-specific DNA binding; DNA-binding transcription factor activity, RNA polymerase II-specific
Source: RefSeq, a predicted model, not a curated record
AAUAAUACUCCUACUAGCUUUCUUAAGUCCUUUUCUCUUAUCUCUCUCCCUUUAAUUUCCUUUCUCCUUUCUUUAUUUCUUUUCCAGUCACAAGAAAGAUUAAUUUUCAGCUGUUAAUGGAGUCUGAAUAUGUUAAUUGAUUUUCUUCUUUUAGUAUUCUCUUUUCCAACCAAUGCCCUUUAAUUCUACUUAUUCCUAUUCCAAAUACCCUUCUUUGUCUUCUUCGUCCACUACGCCCCAUAACAGAUAAAUCCCACAACUAAUUUUAGGGAAGAAGAAGGAAGAGAGACAAAUACACCAAAAAGAAGAAAUCUUUGUUUUUUCCCCUUCAUUUUAUACAACAAUUUCUCCAUUUUCCUCAUUCAGAAAGUAUAACAAACAUGGAAUUCAAUCCUCAAAGUAUGGAAACUGGGUCUCCUUCAAGUCAGAGGAAAUUGGGAAGAGGAAAGAUCGAAAUCAAACGGAUCGAAAAUACUACAAAUCGUCAAGUUACUUUCUGUAAGAGAAGAAAUGGAUUGCUGAAAAAAGCCUAUGAAUUGUCUGUUUUAUGUGAUGCUGAGGUUGCUCUUAUUGUGUUUUCUAGUCGAGGCCGCCUUUAUGAGUAUGCUAAUCAUAGCCACAGUGUCAAGGGAACUAUUGAAAGGUACAAGAAAGUUUCCUCUGACCAGUCUGGUGCUGGCUCAGUUGCUGAAGCUAAUGCUCAGUAUUAUCAGCAAGAGGCUGCCAAGCUGCGGCACCAAAUCGAAAGUCUAACCAAGAACAACAGGUCUCUUUCCAGGCAUUUGAUGGGUGAAGGCCUGACUGACUUAACUAUGAAGGAUCUCAAAAACCUUGAGAGCAAACUGGAGCGAGCUAUCACUAGAAUUCGAUCUAAAAAGAACGAGCUGCUCUUUGCUGAGAUUGAGUUCAUGCAGAAAAGGGAGAUUGAACUGCAUAACAGUAACCAAUUUCUGCGAGCAAGGAUAUCAGAGAAUGAUAGGGCGCAGCAAAGCAUGAGUUUGAUGCCAGGAACAAGUGAGUAUAAUGAGCUUGUUCAAUCCCAAUCAUAUGAUUCUCGGAACUAUUUUCAAGCCCUCCAACCCAAUACUCACUAUGCACGCCAAGAUCAGACUCCGCUCCAAUUAGUUUAAGUAUAAUUGUGAGGAGCUAAUGUAGGAAUGGAAGGAGCUUAAUGUGAUAUAGUGAAUAAGCUUACCUAUGGUCAAUUCUUCUAUUAUUAAGUUUAUUGUUUUGCUUUUAAGUAAUUAUAAGGAGUAUGUAAUAUGUAUGUGUGGUGUGUAGUGUGGCUUAACUUGGAUUUUAUUUUAUCAUCCUUUGUGGUGGACUCUUUUGUUAUUUUUGCUUUGUUAGAUCUUAAUCUCAAUA